Molecule: messenger RNA, 1884 nt
Organism: Symbiodinium natans
Lineage: Eukaryota; Dinophyceae; Suessiales; Symbiodiniaceae
Source: the annotation of a GenBank genome assembly
AUGUUGCCACAGAUUGCAAGCAAGGCUUGGUACCAUGGCUAUGAUGCAUUCCGAAAGGUUCCCGCAGAUCUUUCUGAGGCCACAACAACUGGUGCCAUCAUGACGGUGGUGGCAUUGGUCACAUGCGUUGUUCUGUUCUGUUGCGAGACAUCGGCCUUUCUAACCGAUGCUCCAACCUCUAGAAUUGUUGUUGACAGCAACCAGGAUGAGCUGUUGACGAUAAAUUUUGACGUGACCAUGCUGGACGUUGCCUGCAGCCACUUGACAGUAGGUGUUUGGGAUGCUUUCGGCACGGAGCGCUUCAACAUCACCAAGAAUGUGCAAAAACAGCGCGUUGAUCACAAGGGUGCUCGAAAGGGGCAGCCCUACAAGGAGGAAGAACUCCUGGAACUAGAGUUCAGUGACCGCAGCUUCACUGCGGAGGAGCUUGCAGAGCUGGACUCCGACUGGGGUUCAUCCAGUGACCAUUUUAAGCACAACGACUUCCAAGCCGUUGUCGAUGCGCAUGACUUCACGAUGAUCAACUUCUACGCCGAUUGGUGCAGCCACUGCCGGGACUUUGCCACUACAUGGUUCGAUUUCGAGAAGUCGGUGAAUGAGCACAGAGUCACAGCCAAAGAUGCUGAUGGUCAGCAGGCGGGUAUUCACCUCCUUCGACUGAACUGCGUGGAUUUUCAGGACACGUGCAGAGAACAGAUGAUUCGUUUCUUCCCGGCAGUCCGAUUGUACCGCAGAGGUGCCAAGAAAGGUGAGUUCGAGGAGUAUACUGGCGAGCGCAAUGCAGAUGGGAUGACGAGAUGGAUGCAAUCAAUCGUUUCCAAGCGCCACCUGCAUACCGGCGCGACGUACCACAGCAUCUUCUCAGAGGGCUGUCGCGUCUCUGGGUUUGUCAACGUGGCGCGAGUACCUGGCACGGUCCACUUCCAGGUUGGCCAGUCAAAAGAGCAUGACAUCAAUCCUGCUUUCACCAAUGUAUCUCAUACAGUGCAUCACUUCAGCUUCGGAGAGGCCCCGCGAGGACUGAAGGCUUCCUUGCCUUCACAAUACCGAGCGCACGUCAACCCGCUGGAUGGCCAGACCUUUUCGGUGGACAAGUUUCACAAAGCUCCGAGUCACUUCAUCAAGGUAGUACACACAAGAUUCGAAGACUCGGACCUCCGCAGCUAUCAGCAGACCCAUCAAUGGAGCGUGCGGACGUUGCAGCGCGGCACAACUCCGCAGGCGAAGUUCUCAUUCGAUUUGUCACCGGUAGAGGUGGUUAUAGGGAAAGCCGACCGCAGGUGGUACGAUUACAUCACGCAGAUAUUUGCAAUCACCGGUGGAGCCUUCACAGUGAUGUCUCUUGCUGCUGGCUUUCUGAAAGCUAGCAGCGUUCACGUCAAGAGUGAGCCCCCGCGAUGGUUUUGUCAUGUUUCGCAGCAGCAAAGCAGCAAAGUUCUUGGAAGGUAUGCUAGACAAGCUCAGCUGAUGCAAGGCACAGUGCAGUCCCGCCGGCGUUACGCAAGCCGCUCAGACAUGUUGAGAGCAAGUGUGGUGAAGGCGAUCCAAGUGACGUUCCAGAAAACUGGCGGAGCUCCAGGAUUCUGGAGGACUCUUGCUAUGUGGCAACAUACGACAGCACAGCUGCAACAGCUCUUCCAUGAGUACAGUGAGUACGCGAAAUGUUCGUGUGAAGUGGGGUCAGGCAAGGAGGAGGCAGACUUUCGAGAAGUGCAGAAGAUGAGGCCCAGCAAAUGUACAGUACAGGCAUGCACUGGGAGCACUGCAGUUUCAAGCGUGGGCCCUAAACCUCUUCAGGCCUUCCACACCUCAUGCAUCCGCCAGCCUGUCGAGCCUACCUUUCGGGCGAAACAUCCAACUCAAGUGCUUGUUGGACUUGGAUGA